Messenger RNA from Linum tenue, 1559 nucleotides. Lineage: Eukaryota; Viridiplantae; Streptophyta; Magnoliopsida; Malpighiales; Linaceae. The record is from the annotation of a GenBank genome assembly.
AUGAAUGGUGAGCAGCAAAAGCCUCAUCUUCUUGUCUCAUACUUGCUAGUUGCUACUUGGCACUUGUUCUUUCUUCCCUCGGCGCAACAAUCGUUUGGGCCCUCGGCCCGUGUUUCCAUCACCAGGCCCACGUUCCAAAAACUGGUUCGCGCCAAAGCCCAUAAAUCCACCCGCGAGAACCGCCACGGGGGAAGAAAAAAUCAAAACCGACGAGAAAGAAAUUGGGGAAAUCGGAGACCAAAAUCUCUACUCGCUGGCCACCGAUCAGCCAUGGUAGAGAUCGUUGAAGUCGACGACGUUGGGUAUCGGAGUUCCAGAACCGCAGAAUUCGACAAUGGCAGCGAGAAGAAGAAAACGAAGGAAGCGAAUAUGGUUGAGAUCACUCUCAAAACCAUCGGCCCUUCUCCCUCUUCGCGCCUCCACAUUCCGUCUCCCGUCACGGUGCGGGACUUGAGGAAAUUGAUAGCUGAAAGUAAGAAUCUUCCGGCUGAAAAUCUGAGAUUAGUCUUGCACGGAAAGAUGGUGGAAGAUGGCGGAGAUGAUGAUAUGCUCAUUACACUAAAGAAUAAUGAUGCUUUGAUUGUGGCUGUGAAACCAAAACCUCCGGCUAAGCAUCUCCAGGAUGGAUGUGAUGACGACGAUGAUCUGUUUUUUGGCAAGCAGAAAUUUCAGCUGCCACAAUCAACAAGUCCAUGGAAGAGGAAGCUCUACUUUUUUCUUCGCCACAAGUUGAAAAUUCCAGGCAAGGCUCCUGUGGUAGAGUUCUUGCAUCUCAACCUACCAAUAUCAGACCUGUCUUUGUUUAAAAUGUUCUUCGCUUUGUUAUGGGCAGAUAUGCUUUUAGCUGGACUUUUCUCACUCUCUGCAAAGGUUUGGGCGGCUAUUAUUUUGUGGUUCAUUUUUGCACCUGUUGCUAAUAGAUGGCAUCUUGGUCCUUUAUAUAUACUUGGCACGGGCUUUGCAAUCAUCUUCCUGAAUCUGGGACGAAGGCAAGCAGGAGACGUUAGCGCAUAUUCGAUCUUCAAUGAAGACUUCAGGGAGCUUCCUGGCACUCUGAAUGCAGAUCGCUUGGAUAGAGAUAUUCGUGCUGGUCAGAUGUGAGCGAGAGGCUUUAACGUAUCGUUGUUGCUAGAGAAAACACAUUUGCUAACGUGCACAGAAAAUUUUGUUGUAUAUGUUUCUAACCCUACAGAUUUACAUGCUGUAGUUUAUGUUCGAAGUAACAAACCCUUUCGAGUAGUGAACUCUGGUGUUUAUAUCUUUUACUGAUGUCAGUAUAUAUGUAAAUGUGGCAUGGGAAAACUGGUUUUUUUUUUGUGGUACUGUAUCAUACCAACAGUUGUAUCAGUUUAAAUCGUGAUUUGGUAUUCAAGCUUGUACGAUCGUAUUAAUGCUUUACUUUGGUACGUAAGUGAUCUUAUCAUUUGCAUCGUCGGUCGCAGUGGAAGGACACUCAUUUCUGAUCUCUUUUGAGUCAACUAGUGCUUGGUUUAAUGAAAGGGAUGUGCAUAGGUUUCUGAAACAGGAGUCGGUUUCAGCUUGGUGGGAAGAGUUUGGUG